AACACCUCUCGAGCGACCACGUCUACACCCCGGAGAAUGAGGCUGCUGUGCACAUGAGGCAGAAAUCUGAACAAGCUAACGCAACGAAAGAGCAACAGGACAAAGAUCAACACAUACGACUUCACGGAUCUUUGCUUGUCUUUGGACACGGUUCUCUCGAUGCAACAUUCUUGAUCUCGGUGCAUAAAGUAACCGGAUAGUGGGCAUGUAGGGUGAAUGCGAUUCAACAAUAAUCGAUAACUGUUAUUGUUUACAUUUUGAUAACCUUGCGCAAUCUCUCCUUUCCUUCGAGAAGUUACAGUUAGCGCCGCUUUUAAUCACUUACGAGUUUUAUUUUCCAAAGCGUUAUGUUUCGACAGUUACAAAGAUCCGCCAAUCUUUAUUAAGAGUUAUAAAGGUGUUUUUAACAAAAGGACCGAUCGGCUGAAGAAUGACGUGGAGAGGUUUAACAGAGCUGCUGCUCAUCUGUCUGUGCGCGCACACGGCGUCGUCAAACGUCAAACCCGAGGCAUGGCUACAGCAGUACGGUUACCUUCCACCUGGUGACCUGCGCACCCACACCGCCCGCUCCCCUCACUCCGUCUCAUCUGCCAUUGGUGCCAUGCAGAGAUUUUACGGCCUGCAAGUCACUGGCCGUCUGGAUCAUAACACUCUAGAGGCCAUGAAGAAGCCCCGCUGUGGCGUUCCAGACAAGUUCGGAGCAGAACUAAAGAGCAACCUGAGAAAGAAGCGCUACGCCAUCCAAGGACUGAAGUGGGAUAAGAAUGAGAUCACAUUCUGCAUACAGAAUUACACGCCGAAGGUUGGGGAAUAUCAGACGUUCGAGGCCAUCAGAAAUGCCUUUAAAGUAUGGGAGAGGGUUACGCCUCUACGAUUCCGAGAGAUCCCGUACAGCCACAUCAGAGACAAAGUCGAAGACUUUGCAGAUAUCAUGCUCUUCUUUGCUGAUGGUUUUCAUGGUGAUGCUAGUCCGUUCGACGGCGAAGGAGGAUUCUUGGCUCACGCCUACUUUCCAGGCAAUGGAAUUGGAGGGGACACGCACUUCGAUGCAGCGGAGCCAUGGACCAUUGGAAACAGUGACUUGUUGGGUAAUGACGUGUUCCUGGUGUCUGUCCAUGAACUGGGUCACGCUCUGGGCUUGGAGCAUUCCAAUGACCCCUCCGCCAUCAUGGCUCCCUUUUACCAGUGGAUGGACACCGAGAACUUUGAACUUCCGGAAGAUGACCGCAAAGGCAUCCAUCAGCUUUAUGGACCAAACACCGGAAGCCCUCCACGACCACCGGUGAGCCCCCACACGCCAUAUGACGAACCGUACCCUACACCAGAUAGACCAGAAAAACCUACCUUUGGUCCGGAUAUCUGUGAGGGCAAUUUUGACUCCAUUGCCAUCUUCAGGGGAGAAAUGUUUGUGUUUAAGGAUAAGUGGUUCUGGCGUGUCCGACAUCAGCGGGUGUUGGAAAAUUACCCCAUGCCAAUUGGACAUUUUUUUAGAGGUCUGCCUACAACUAUCAAUACUGCUUAUGAAAGAGAAGACGGGAAAUUUGUCUUCUUUAAAGGUGACAGGCAUUGGGUGUUUACCGAGUCAAACUUGGAGUCAGGUUACCCGAAGACCCUGAGGGAGAUGGGCAAUGGUCUUCCAAGUGACAGACUUGAUGCAGCUCUCCUGUAUACCCCUACUGGCAACACCUACUACUUCAGAGGAAACAAAUAUUAUCGUUACAAUGAAGACACACGGUCGGUGGACCAAGACUAUCCCAAACCUAUCAGUACAUGGCAAGGAGUUCCUGACAACAUAAAGGCUGCCAUCAUGAGUUCAGAUCAAAGUUAUACCUACUUCUACAAGGAAAACAAGUACUGGAAGUUCAAUAAUCAGUUAUUAAGAGUCGAGCCUGGAUAUCCCAAGUCUGCCCUUAAGGAUUGGAUGGGCUGCCCUAAUGAGGAGCCUAGAACAGGUGGAGGAGGUGGAGGAGGAAGUGACCGCGACCGCGAACGUGAGCGUGAUCGCGAGCGAGAACGCGAGCGUGAACGUGAACGCGAGCGAGAACGUGAGCGUGGACGCAAGGAGGACGGAACUGAUGAAGAGGGAAAAAAAGAAGAGACAGAAGUGAUCAUAAUUGAGGUGGAAGAUGCACCCAGCAGCGGUGGAGGCGCGGCGGCCGUGGUUGUACCACUCAUGUUGUUGGUGUGCGUGAUCUUUACGCUUGGAGCGCUUCUGUUCUUCCGCAGAUACGGCACGCCCAGACGCUUGCUAUACUGCAAACGCUCCCUACUGGACAAGGUUUGAGGAGAAGACGGAAUCAGAGAGGAGAGGAAAAGAUUGAGAAUGUGGAAAAGGGGACAUGUUGGCGAAGCAGUGCAAAAACGAGAAACCAAAGUCUUAAAGGGUUCCUUUUUGUUCACUUUAGAAAUGAUGCCACUCAGACCGAUCUCUGCCAUGUUUUUAUCUUGUAAUUAAGUGGUCUUAAAGUUUUCCUUUCACACCUGUGCCGAACUCUUCCCGCACGCUGUAGAAAGACAGGGUAUGUCACGGUCAUCUGCCCCCUCUUCUCUAAUCUUCUUUCUCUUCCGGUGUAGCCAGUGACGCCAGCUCAUCGCUGUUUGUUUAGCCAUUUGUAAAUGUCAUUUUUUUUAAGUUGUGAUCGUUGAUCGUGUAUGUCUGACUCAUUGUGAAUUUUUUUACCAUUUCUCUAGAAAGCAAUGCUCAGUUUUCAUUGAGAUUCAUUCUGCUUGUUGUCACAAAUUGGAGCAGUCUCCAUAACACAAUAAGUACCAAAUGAAUCAUGGUACAGUGUGACCAUGCUGUUUUUAAAUGUGGUUCCAGGGUACAGGGAAAUAUCAGGGAAUUUUACAGUUGUUAUUUCCAGGAUUGCAAUGAAUCAUAUAAUGAAUACUACUUUCGAAAAACUUUGCGUAAGAAUUUUUUAUGGAAAUGCAUGGGUCAAAAGCUUAUAAAUACACAUAAAUACAUGACUAUGGUAACCAUUUAGCAACAUGCACCAUGUACCAUCUGAGACCACGCUAUUCACUGUACCAUGAUACUGCCAUUGUACUUUUUUGUUAGGACCUCCAUCUCCACAAAUGUUCACAUUUUGGCUUCUUAAAGGUCACUCUGCACACUAAAACCACACAGGGCUGCAGUCCCUGCAACUCAGGUUUGGUAACAAAAGUCCAUUCCAAAUAUAACUGAUCCCACUAACAGCCUUUAGAAGCCUGCAUAGGCCGAGCUGUCUGUCUGUGUCCUUGAGUAUGGCUUUAUAUUGUACUGUAUUAAUUUCUAAUAUUGAAAGUGAUGAUGUCAUUGUCAUUAUGACUAUUACUAUUGUUAUUGUUCUCCAUGUCAAGAAUGUGUCUUUUUUUUAAUCGAUCAAUUCUCAUUAAAAACGUCCUGCUGGACAGGCAAUAAUGUAUGUCUUAUGAAGUGGCCUUAAUCCGGGGAAAGUGAAUGGGUGGGUUUGUAUUUUUCAAGUGAAAUAAAUUUGAAGAAUGACAUGUUCACUGCUUGUGUUUACAGUUAUUUUAAACUUGUGGUGCUUUUUGUUCAAUUGGAAAAUAAGGUGAAAAAACGACAACAACAAUAAUAAUAAUUGAGUGAUGAUGAACAUUAUCUAGAAAUAAAUUGUGCUUGUUUUUAAAACCCUUAUAAUGUUUAAAUCAGAAAUAAAGUAUUCUGUAAGUUUU
Triplophysa dalaica is the source of this 3678-nucleotide messenger RNA. RefSeq names its product matrix metallopeptidase 14b (membrane-inserted) (gene mmp14b). Gene Ontology annotation, molecular function: metalloendopeptidase activity; zinc ion binding. The transcript has 10 exons. Gene Ontology annotation, cellular component: extracellular matrix. Gene Ontology annotation, biological process: collagen catabolic process; zymogen activation; extracellular matrix organization. The record is from RefSeq and is a predicted model, not a curated record. Lineage: Eukaryota; Metazoa; Chordata; Actinopteri; Cypriniformes; Nemacheilidae. The coding region runs from base 431 to 2284 and encodes 617 amino acids.